AGCAGGCCAUUACUAGCGUGUUUGCGCAUCUCUACUCUUCCUCACGUUCAUAAUUUCACACCUGCAAUCUCAUCACUUGGCACGAAUGCAAUACCGUCCACGGCGCGUGGAAUGAAAGUGAGGUCAUCUGUGAAAGUCAUGUGUGACGGGUGCAGCGUUGUGAAGCGAAAAGGCAGAGUGUAUGUCGUGUGCUCGAAAAAUCCGAAACACAAGCAG
Molecule: messenger RNA, 216 nt
Organism: Suillus subaureus
Lineage: Eukaryota; Fungi; Basidiomycota; Agaricomycetes; Boletales; Suillaceae
Product: ribosomal protein L36-domain-containing protein
Exons: 1
Biological process (GO): translation
Cellular component (GO): ribosome
Molecular function (GO): structural constituent of ribosome
Source: RefSeq, a predicted model, not a curated record